GAGGGAAGAUAGAAUAGAGACACUAGCAGGUGUUGAAGAUAGGGAAAAUCAUUAGAGACCGGGUGCCACAAAACAACAAGGCAAUUAGGGGAAAGUGUGUUUAAAGGCAAAAGUAAAGAACAGAAAAGAGUCAGACAGAAACUCAAACAAUCUGAUUCUUUUUUAAUAAGCUGGAGCUCACUUAUUUUUCAGCUCUUUAUCCUCCUUGUUUCAUACGGAUUCUCCUUUCUCGAUCAUCCCCUUCUUCCUCCCGUUUUCCUCUCUGACAGACAGUGCCACCAUGGAAACUGGAAGCCCUAGGAAGAUACAGUUCACCGUCCCUCUACUGGACACCCACUUGGACCCAGAGGCAGCUGAACAGAUCAGAAGACGAAGACCCACGCCCGCCACUUUAGUGGCAUCCAGUGAUCAAUCAUCACCAGAAAUUGAUGAAGAUCGUCUCCCAAAUCAGCUGUACAAGGCAGCCUUGUUGAACUCCCCUCGGCAACGGCGAAAAGGGCAAAAGGGAACGCCUACGAUGAAAGAGCUACAGUUCCUGGUAGAGCACCACCUGUACAGGCAGCAGCAGGGAGCUGGGGACGAAUGCUCCUCAGAGAGCUGCCUGUCAGACCGGCCCAGCCCCGACUCCGUGCCCAUGGGAGAGGAGCUCCCCCACGACGAUGAGGCCACUGCAGAGGCCUUUGAGAAACUGCGUUGCCAAAUGGAGGAGUUCUCGAGGGAGAGUCUAUUAGAGGCUGCCGGUGGGCUCGAGUGUCCCCUCUCCAAGGAGAAAGAGGAUUGUUCCAGUGUUGCCAGUGUAGCAGAUCCCUCAUCGCAACAAAACAAUGCACAAGCAGAAACAAAAGCAGGAGUGAGUCAGCCGGCAGAGGAGAAGACAAAGAAAUGCAGCCUGAAGACAGAGAAAUAGAGCAGUCCUCUGUGCAACACAAUGCUGCUCAGUCUGCUCAGUCAGCCCUACACAAUGACAGAAGAUUGUGUCUGCAGAUUCACUUUUUCAAAACAUCAGGGCUUCUAUAUUCCUCUACGGCCAGGCCUUAGUUACCACCUUGAGAAAAAUAACAAAAGUUUCUACAUUUAUUUUGUGUCACAAAUCUUGUGUAGAGGGACAGUUGUAUAAUUAUAUUUGUUUUUGUUAAAGCUCCCCCCGCACUAAAUUAAAACUAGCCUAUUGUAUUCCCCAACUGGGAUUUAUUAUCUGGUUAAUGGGACAAGCUUUCAUGUCUCCCACAUACAUUAUCAUAAUCUGUCACAAGUUUAAUAUCCCAUCGAAUUAUCAAAGUCAACAAAUAUUUUUGUUUGUAAUCAAUGUAGACAUUUUCAAUUGAUUUAUACAUGCCAUGAAUUCAACAUUUAUUGUUCCAUCUCAUAGCAAUAAAAUAGCAUCAGAACCUCGUAAGUAACCAAUUUAAAUUCAAAUGCCGUCUCUUAUGAGCAAUCAGUAAAGACAGAAAUAAAUGUGGGUUUAUUGAUAUUUUAUAGUAAACAUAUAUUUGGAUUUUUGAACAACUCGGUUGAUAUUUACAAAUAUUUUUAAGACCAACUGCAAUUUUAUUUACAUUAUUAAUAAUUAGUCGAUUAAACACAUGGAAGAAACUAGAAAGCCAUUUUUGAUCAUAAUUAUGAUUUCCUUUGGCUCCAGUGGGUCUCAAACUGUGUGUCGAGCCUGCCUGGUGGGGCAGACAAGCACUGUGUGUGGGUGGCUGUGAUUACCAAAGUUACAAAAUAAGGUGAAACUAAACUGACUAAAAAAUGUAAAAAGAGGCUGAUGAUGGUGUACCGUUGAUCUGUAUUUUGUUGAGCUGUCAUCCUUGCUCAACUUUUGAAGGCGGGCGUGCCAGAAAAAGUUUGGUAACCACAGCCUUGAACUGUGUCUACACAGAGCACAUUUCAGACCUUAUCUUCAGACAUUUGUCCCACAUAUGUCUGACAGAAGAGUCGCUUAUAGGUUAAUCACACUGGGCAUUAAAUGAAAUUCAAUCUAUAGAAGUGUAUUUUCAUGCUUUAAGUCUAUUUUCAUACAUUCUGCACUCACAGUUGCAGUGAUUGCAUCCAACAAGGCUUUCAAAGCUUCCAAAAUGACCUCAAAGGCAAAACUUUUACACACGCAGAGCUCUGUGUAGAUGCAGUUUCAUGCUCUGCAGUUCUAAACAGACAAAAUGUAUAAUGUAAUUUCUUGGAAAUAUUUUUAAUCUGAUCAUUUCUAGAUGAAAUGAUUCGCGAAUAAUCCCAGAAAACAUGUUUUUUUGCAGCCUUAACAGCAUCCCAAGCCUGCAGGUAUUGACUCUGUAAACAGCGUUGCAAGAUGUAAAAAGAAAUCCGGUCAGAAACCAGUCCAGCCAUCAGAAAAGUAGACUAAUUAUACUGUAACAGCUGUCAUUCUGGUUUUGUUUUCAUUUUUCAGAAUAGAGAAUUACUCCUGAUACAAAUAGGAAGGCACUGCUUGUUGAAUGAGAGAAAACAGAAAAACCAACCUGCAAACUAAAGUGCAGCACAUUAAACCACAUCUAACUGCUGGUCUGACUCUGACUCUGGUGUAGUCCCCUGGCUAUGCUUCAGGACCACUGCUAACGAUUGCCUGUGGCUUAAAGGCUACAGGGCAGAUAUGUUUACUUAGUUUGUUGUUUGUGUGGCUAAGAUUCAAACUCCUGUCAGUCAGUCACACACAGGCAGACAGCUGAAGAGAAGCAUUGCUGACCUUUCCCCAAAAGUCAUUUUAGUUCUUUUUAGAGGGAGGGAGAAAGCCUGUCUUUAAGUCUUUAAACCCUGUGUGAGCAAUUGUUACUCAAUAAGAAGUAGAAAGCUAUGUCAGCUUACAGUAAUGCAUGUACUGAUAACUAGACUAUUACCCUUGUUGUAAAUGUCUAGUUGAUAAACAGGGUACAAGCGAUCGUCUCUAAAGCUCCAUUUGCAUAUUUAGGAUUAACAAGGAGGAAUCCAUCCCCAGUGAGUAAAUUGCACCCUCAUUUUUGACACAUGAAUGGUUCUUGGGAAUUUAAAUUCUGGUCAUGAAACAUCCUCUUGCAUGGCACUGAAUGUACAGUGACUUGUACUCUACGCCCAAGGUACUUACUGUGCUUCAUUUUGUACAAAAAAAACAAAUUUAAACACUUUUUUUUUCAAACUGCUGCAUAUUAUUUGAAUUCUAGUUUGUAACGAAGACAUCUUAAAGUCAUCAGCACACUAAAUAUUUGUCAUGUAAUCUGUCUUUGUAUCACUGAAGUGGCAUUAUGUGACAAUCUUUCUAUAACCUUCACAUCAUACUUGACAUGUCUAAAAGGAAUAAAUGAACAAAACUAAAUCUGGUGUUUCGGUGUCACUUUAGGAGAUUAAUCAGCCACAGCAACAGUCGUUUGUUACUCAGUUGCCAACAAUGGUCACUUUAUCCACGAUGAACAAGAAGAACAGUAAAACAUUCCUCUGCAAGCUUUAUGUUUUUCUCCUGCAAUGUAUUUAUGGGUAAAAUUGUUUUUUGAAUGGUAGUAGUGUACUUUACUUGAAUAACA
This is a messenger RNA of Pelmatolapia mariae (spotted tilapia), 3503 nucleotides long. RefSeq names its product protein phosphatase 1 regulatory subunit 1A-like. The transcript has 7 exons. Gene Ontology annotation, biological process: intracellular signal transduction. The record is from RefSeq and is a predicted model, not a curated record. The coding region runs from base 281 to 907 and encodes 208 amino acids. Gene Ontology annotation, molecular function: protein phosphatase inhibitor activity. Gene Ontology annotation, cellular component: cytoplasm. NCBI's taxonomy places the organism in Eukaryota, Metazoa, Chordata, Actinopteri, Cichliformes, Cichlidae.